This is a messenger RNA of Astrephomene gubernaculifera, 677 nucleotides long. The record is from the annotation of a GenBank genome assembly. NCBI's taxonomy places the organism in Eukaryota, Viridiplantae, Chlorophyta, Chlorophyceae, Chlamydomonadales, Astrephomenaceae.
UUUGCACAUGUUCCACAUUUCUUGACACAGUAUAUUGCGUCCAUUUGUAUUCAAUAACAUUCUUCGCCUACAGAAAGUGAUUUAUGGGGGACGUCACAGAAGAACCACCGGCAUGGGCCAGAACAUUGCGGGAAGACAUUGCGACCGUUCAGGCGGACAUCCGGGACCUUCGGACAGGCCUUCAGGCGACCGUUCAGGCGGACAUCCGGGACCUUCGGACAGGCCUUCAGGCGACCGUUCAGGCGGACAUCCAGGACCUUCGGACAGGCCUUCAGGCGGACAUCCUGGACCUUCGGACGAACCUAGGGCGUGUCCGGUCGCAAGUGGAUACACAAUUCCCAACAUCAUCAUCGGGCUAUCGGCAAGAAGCUGACAUGACUGCAGUUCAGGAGCAGCUAAGGAGCUUGCAUACACUUCUCUUCAACUUGCAGGCCCGCGUCAGUUCAAUCGAGAAUGUUAUCUAUCGGCGCUGAUAUGCUCGUGUGAGGCCGUGUGCUUCCGUUUGAGUGCUACAUGUUUACACAGUGCGCAGAGCUACGCAAGUUGCCCAUUUCAGAACGUACACCAAAUGAGGCUGAUGGUGAUCAACUGCGGCACUGAUCAACUGCGGCACACUGCAGAUAUGAGCAUCCUGUUUUGGAAUGUCCACUCAUUCAGUGUUUAGUAUGGUUCGAGGG